Molecule: messenger RNA, 810 nt
Organism: Manihot esculenta (cassava)
Lineage: Eukaryota; Viridiplantae; Streptophyta; Magnoliopsida; Malpighiales; Euphorbiaceae
Product: c-Myc-binding protein homolog
Exons: 5
Coding region: 136-486 (116 amino acids)
Biological process (GO): regulation of DNA-templated transcription
Cellular component (GO): nucleus
Molecular function (GO): transcription coactivator activity
Source: RefSeq, a predicted model, not a curated record
CAGCGAGUCAGGCCCACAAUUCACUCGGGACAGCAAAUAUUAAGUCGGAUGAUUAACGAGGAAGGAGGAGGAAAGAACACCCGUGAGGAAGAAGAAGAGAAGGAGAGAAUCAGAAGCAGCAGGAGCUAAUAGAUCAUGAUGCGAUACAAAGAGGAAAAAGAGGCAAAGAAGGAAGCUUUCAGGAAAUAUCUUGAAUCUAAUGGAGUUCUUGAUUCUCUCACCAAAGUUCUGGUUGCAUUAUAUGAGCAAAAUGAUAAACCUUCCUCUGCCCUUGAAUUUAUUCAACAAAAACUCGGUGGCCCAAGUUUGUCAGAAUAUGAAAAGCUGCAAGCUGAAUUGUCAGAUUUGCAAAUGAAGUAUAAUGAUCUUUUGUCAGCGCACCAGGAAACUUGCAAAGAAUUGGAGGAACUUAAGAACUCGCAUAGUUUCACAUCUACCGAAGAAAUGACCAACGGGGAGGCACCAAAGGAUGGAACUCAAAACUGAAUGUCCAGAUGGAGAACAUGUGGAAAGGAAAGCUAAACAAAACCUUGAGUCAAAUAUAAAUAUUGAGGAAUUAAGUAGAACCAUUGUCCCCAAAGAUCAAAGUGUUGUAUCUAUGUGAUGCAGUCUCCUUGCAAUGUGUAAUAUCAUCAGUGUGCCUAUGUUUGUGAAUAUUCUAAAUCAGUUUUUAAACUACUAACGGUUUUGCUUGCAAAUUAUCUUCUUAUUCUGUUUCUGGCAUUUAGGAACUUCUCUUGUACUUUGAUUGUAAGCAUGGGCUUGGGCUUGGGCUUGCUUUGGAUGCAUUGAUUCUGCAUAUUUCUGAGA